Molecule: messenger RNA, 1503 nt
Organism: Polyodon spathula (Mississippi paddlefish)
Lineage: Eukaryota; Metazoa; Chordata; Actinopteri; Acipenseriformes; Polyodontidae
Product: myoblast determination protein 1 homolog
Exons: 3
Coding region: 290-1117 (275 amino acids)
Biological process (GO): positive regulation of myoblast differentiation; regulation of transcription by RNA polymerase II; muscle organ development
Molecular function (GO): protein dimerization activity; RNA polymerase II cis-regulatory region sequence-specific DNA binding; DNA-binding transcription factor activity, RNA polymerase II-specific
Source: RefSeq, a predicted model, not a curated record
AUUGGGUCAGCAUAGGUACCCAAAGGGUGCUUCACUAGCAAGGCUUAUAGAGAAAAAGAAAAAAAAAACUUCUGUUGUUCAACAACUGGGAACAUAAUUUGGAAGCUAUUUUUUAAACCGUCUGUUAUAGAGAAAUCCUUAUAGAAAAAAAAGCUUAAAACCAUUGAGACAAUAUAUAGCUAAAGGCUGAAAAGCCCCGUCAAGAAGAAGAAAAAAAGAAACAGCUGUGAACACAUCUGACAUUGGUACAAGUUCUGUAUCUCUGGGCUUGAGCUGUCAGUCUUGUAUAAUGGAGUUAUCAGACAGCACUUUCUCAUUCAGUACUGCUGAUGAUUUUUAUGAUGAUCCCUGCUUCAACACCAGUGACAUGCACUUUUUUGAGGAUCUGGACCCAAGGCUAGUGCACGUGGGCUUGCUGAAGCCGGAUGACCAUCACCAUCACAACGAAGAUGAGCACGUUCGGGCUCCUAGCGGCCACCACCAGGCAGGCAGGUGCUUGCUGUGGGCGUGCAAAGCCUGCAAACGAAAGACCACCAAUGCUGACCGGAGGAAGGCUGCUACGAUGAGGGAAAGGAGACGACUGAGCAAAGUCAACGAUGCCUUCGAGUCACUGAAAAGGUGCACCUCUACAAACCCCAAUCAGAGACUGCCCAAAGUGGAGAUCCUGAGAAACGCCAUCAGUUACAUAGAGUCUCUGCAAACCCUGCUCAGGGGACAGGAUGACAACUACUUUCCAGUCCUGGAGCACUACAACGGGGACUCUGACGCUUCCAGCCCUCGAUCCAACUGCUCUGAUGGAAUGAUGGAUUUCAGUGGCCCUCCUUGCAACACCAGAAGAAGAAACAAUUACGACAGCGCCUACUUCACAGAAACGCCAAAUGAUUCUAAAAAUAAUAAGAAUGCGGUCAUUUCCAGCUUGGAUUGCCUAUCCAGUAUAGUGGAAAGGAUUUCGACAGAUACCGCGGCAUGCGCGGUGUUGCCUGUCCCAGAGAACAGAGCUGAGGGCAGCCCCUCCCCCCCACAGGAAGGAUCUAUCUUGAAAGAGGCCACUAUCACGUCUCCGACCAACUGUACCCAGCUCCCCCUAGACGCCAACCCCAUCUACCAGGUGUUAUAAAAGCAUCGUAAUCAAUGACGAAUGACCGUCGAACAAACUACUACAUUCUUCGAAUCAAAGAAUAUUCCUUUAAAGACUGGAAAGGUUUGCUGUAUUUUGCUGUAUAACCUGCUGAACUGGGGAUGGCCGAGUUUUCCAACAAGAACAGUUCUCAGAUCUCUCAAAGGCGAAGUAUCCCACGAAUUUCUGAAACGUAUCCUAUUACUGAAACAAACCGAAUCGAAAAUAAGUCAACGUUUAUCACUUUCAAAUCGGUUGGGUUAUUUUGACAAUGCUGACAAAUUAGACAUUGAUGUUUCUGUAAGAAAUACCUUACAUUAUCCAGGAUAUCGGUUUUUUUAUUGUAAAAACCAUGUAUUAUUUAUAAAAAUGAUAUUAAUCUUUUU